Molecule: messenger RNA, 1143 nt
Organism: Daldinia childiae
Lineage: Eukaryota; Fungi; Ascomycota; Sordariomycetes; Xylariales; Hypoxylaceae
Product: tRNA (adenine(58)-N(1))-methyltransferase catalytic subunit trm61
Exons: 1
Coding region: 1-1143 (380 amino acids)
Biological process (GO): tRNA methylation
Cellular component (GO): tRNA (m1A) methyltransferase complex; nucleus
Source: RefSeq, a predicted model, not a curated record
AUGGACAACGAGUUUACCGAUCGAACUCAAGUAGUAUAUACGCCUGACUACAGCUACAUUCUUCACCGGAUCCGUGCCCGCCCUGGUAUGAAGAUAAUCGAGGCUGGAGCAGGGAGCGGCAGUUUUACACACGCUUCCGCCAGGGCCGUUUAUAAUGGCUAUCCUAAAGACGCACACGAUGCGAAGGGCAAAGUUUUCAGUUUCGAGUUUAACCAAGAUCGAUAUCAGAAGAUGCAAAAGGAAAUUGAAGAGCAUCGCUUAGAUGGAAUAGUUCAGAUUACCCACAGAGAUGUCUAUAAUGAUGGCUUUCUUAUCGAUGGCGAAAGUCCCGGAGCUGAAUGUAUCUUCCUCGACCUUCCGGCACCUUGGAAGGCACUUCCUCAUCUAGCAAGAAGUAGGCCAACACCGUCUCAACUCUCAAGUAGCGGGUUAGACAAUCUUGAAGAUACUGGAUCUGAAUGGAAAUCCCCACUUCGUCCGGAUCGGACUGCCUAUCUUUGCACUUUCUCCCCGUGUAUUGAACAGGUUACUAGGACCAUUGACGUCAUGCGCCGCUUAGGCUGGAUGGAAAUCGAAAUGGUUGAAGUUGCACAUAGGAGGAUAAAUGUCAUGCGAGAGCGGAUUGGGUUAAGCUUACCUGCGGGUGACCGAAACGCCAGCCAGACAGCUGCAAAUGUUGCAGAGGCUAUCGCCAAGUUACAGGAAGUCGAAGGUCGAAUCAAUAAUUUUCGCGGCCAAUCUCGUGACAACGAUGUUGAGAUGGGUGAAGAUGAUGAAGCAACGGCCGAUAGCAAUCCUAUCGACAGCAAUAAAAUAUCUAUGCUAGGUAAUGAAGCCGAAAGUGCUCAAUCGGUUAAACCCUGGAUGAUAGGGAGAGUGAUACAUCGGACGGAACCCGAAAUCAAGACGCAUACCUCAUAUCUCGUCUUCGCACUACUGCCGCAGGAAUGGACAGAAGCGCAGGAAGCGGCAGCUUUUGAAAAUUGGCCAUGUGGUAAGGAAAGCAAGGUUAUUGGAAAAUUAGAUAAGGAAGCGCGGAAACAAGAGAAGCGAGAAUUACUCCAGGGAAAGAAGAGGAAGAAGGAUACUGAUAGCAGGUCCGAAGCUGAGCGCCCUCUACCAAAGAAGAGUAAAACGCCAUAG